AAGAACAGAUCCGACGAGUUUGCUUCAGUUGAGCCAUCGACAUGGAUCACAAAGCAACAUUACUGCUAGCGAUAGCAGCGGUUCUCGGCUACGCAAGUGGCUUCGAAUCUCUGAUUCCGGAUAACAAGGAAUUGGUUUACCAUUAUCAUGCUACCAUAAAGGCAGGCACCCACGUACCUGCUUACUACUCCUCUGCAAUGGUACUCGAUGGUAAAUUGCACGUCCAAAACGACAGGAAUUCGACCUUCAUGCAGUUCUCCGACCUCAAGUACAAGAUGCACAAUGGCAAGUACAACGAUUGGCACGAAUUCGAAGCCACCGAACUUCCUUUGCCAGCCGAAUUAGCCGAGUUAUACAAGACCUUCCAAGUCGUCCAUGACGCCUCUGGAAUUGCCGUCGGUCUUGCCACCGAAUGCGAACAGGAAUUCGUCAUCAAUUUCCAAAAGGCUUUGGGAUCGGUCAUGCAAUUGGACAUGCAACAUUUGAAAUUGGAUUCGGAAAAAUCGUAUGCCUUCCAGAGCGAAGAAUACGGUCUUCACGGUAAAACUAAGCAAUUCUACAACGUCAUUCCAAGGAAAGAUUUUGUCAGAGUUGAGAAGAUGCUUGAAACCGACAGCUCCAGAUACAUGCACGAGGCUUUAACAUCCAACGUUAUCCCGCAAAUGUGCGAUGUUAAAUAUAGCGAACCAUUGACUGCUGACAGCCAACGCGUUUACAACAUCAUCAAGAAAGACGGUGAACACGUUAUGGAUAAGAUUGAAGCCACCGGCGGAAUUUACUAUCAUCCAUUGGAAGGCGAAUCCGAAGCUUACCACGUUUUCUCCAACGUAUCCUUGCAUUUGUUGACCGUCGAACCAAUCAAGACCAAAUUGGAUUGCGGAUUCAAGAACUUCCAACAUGGCUUCAACUAUCAGACCGCCAACAUUGAAGAUGUUGUCGGAGGACCAUUGCCAGACAUCACCAACGGCAGACGCUCAUGGAAACAAGAGGACUUGGUCGAAAAGGUCUACAAAAUGCUUACCGAAGCUUCUCAAUACUUGAGGCAUCAUCACAUCGACGAUAAACCAGUCAAUCACGAACAUGGACAACUCGUCAACCGCAUCGUCAGACUAAUGAUGCACAUGGACUCUACCUCCUUCAAGAAAAUGCACGAAAAGCUCUUGACCAGCAUCUCCGAAGAAGAUAAAUUCAAAGAAGUUUUGCAAAUCUAUUACAACAUUGUUCCUCUCGUUGGAACCGCCGGUGCCAUGCAUCACAUUAAGGAAUUGGUUAAGGCUAGGCAAGUAAAGGAGAAUGUUGCCAUUGAAAUGCUCGAAAAGAUGGGUUUGUCAGUUAAAGUUCCUAACAAGAAGCUUGUCGAUGAUAUGGAAGAUUUGAUGAACCUGGGCGAUGACUGCACGUUGAAUACACGCAAAGCUGCGCUCUACUGCUUUGCCAAUAUCGUGCAAAAAGCCACUUACAAGGAAGUCAGACAUAACCAGAACAGCCACAUCAUGAGGAGCCAAGAAAGUUGCAAGCACUCCUUGCCUGAACCAAGAUGGAACACCGCUCAAUUCCCAAGCACAAAACAUUACCUAAAGUACGUCAAUGAGAUCAUGAAGAGACUGAAGGCCACCGAAGACUAUAACCUCAGAAUUCACUACAUGCAAGUAUUAGGAAACAUGAGAAUGGAUUCCGUUGUCGAGCACUUGAUCCCAGCUGUAAAAGGAGAAAUGUUUGAAGAUGAAUAUCUGCGAUUGGUCGCCGCCAAUGCCAUCAUGCCAAUGAUCAGCAGGAACCCAGACCUCCUCUUCGAAGUCUUCUUGCCCAUCAUGAGCGAUACCCAUCUCGGUAUGCCUCUGAGAAUCUAUGCUUACUACAUUAUCAUGGAAUCUAGGCCAAACCUGUCCCGUUUGAUUAACAUCUACUGGCAACUACAGAACGAGCGCAGAAACGAUCUGUACCAAUUCCACUACAACUACCUGCAGAAGAUGUCCCAAACUACUGACCCAUGCUCCGAAUUCUUUGCGAUGAGACUCAACCAAAUCUUGAGAUAUACUGAGAAGCCACAGUUCUUUGGAAUUACCGGAUACAACGUCAUGGAUUACAACAACAAACUGUACAAUGCUGGAUUCAAAAUGGAUCUUGUUUCGAUCGUUUCCGAAAACACUAUUUUCCAUAAGUUCUCUACUGAAUACCACUUCGACAGGGCUACAGUUGGCGAUUACGAAGUUAUGGUCAGAAUUGAAGGCUUGGAAAAGCAUUUGGCCGAUUCAUUGAAGAUUGAAAUCCACAACCCAACCGGAUCUCUGUUCAAAAUUGACGAAUUCAUGAAGGUCAUCAAAGACAUCCAAAACAACAAAGAUUUCCAUUUGAACAUUGUCCUUUCAAAGAACAACCAAUUCGUUAUGGACUACAACUACAACUGCGAUAACAUUAAAGACAUCUCCAAGUUCUUCAGUAUGUGGGCCGAUGAACAAACCAAUUUGGUCAAACGAUUAAUCAAUAUCGAUUAUAUGAUUAGUACCACCAUCUUCAUGACAUCCGAUAUUGGUUUCCCAAUUGUCUUCCAAAAAUACAUUCCAUCCGUCAAAUACUUUGAUUUCGAAAUCACCAAGGAGAAUGCCAACAAGUUGAUUGCCUUCCACGUUGAGAGCACCAUGAAAGUAUGGACUUACUCAAGACGCGGCCUCUCCUUCUACAAUCCAAUCGCCGAUGUUUGGCAAGGAGUCAACAAGUAUUACGCUUUGGAUGUUGCUUUCCCAACCCGUUUCGAUUUGGUCUUCAACCCACAACAGAGAAGCUUGAAACUGUCUUGGAAGAGAUUCGAUAAGGCAGAGGACAAUAUUAUCGGUCUCAAAUCGCAUGUUCAAUCGAUUGUAUUCGUUAAGGAUGACUUCGAAACUAAAUUGUUGCAGAAAUGCAGCCCGAAGAACCAAAACUUCGAAGUCGUUGGAUUGCACAUUGAUGAUUCUAAAGUCCUCAAGAAAGUUGAUGACGUUAAUACCGGCUACAAAACGAUUGUCCAAACAUUCGAUUCUGACCGUCAUAUGGAAAACCUCCAAUUCAUUAAUGCCAACAAUUUAUUGGAUUUGAUGGAAUUUAACCAUGAAACUAUCGUAGGUCAUUCAAUUUCUAUCUUCAAGCAUUGGCUUGAAAUAAUGUUACUCCAACCGAGACCAGUCAAGAACGGCCUUCUGUACAAACUAGAGCCAAGUCUGGAAUUCCCAUACACCCAGAACGAUCUUACAAUCCGUUUGAAUUCUGAAUUUAAACAAUGCGAUACCGUUCUUAGGCCAGGAGCCAAAUACAACUGGCGUGCCACUUAUGUCCUCAAGAACAAAGAGAAGGCUGUCAGGACUUGGGACAUGACCUUAGUCAGCGAAGCCAACACCGGACAAACAUGGAGAGGACUUAAGAUGCAAAUCAGCCGUUUGAUCCCUGGACAAAACAACUUCAUGAUUUGCUUGGAUGGUUCGAAGAAAUGGAAGAACGACAAAGUUGAAUUAAGCUUAGACGUGGCCACUAGUCAUUCCGAAGAAACCAAAUGCAGCGACAGCGAUGUCAUUUUGAAAAUUACCGGUGUCGGAGAGAAAUCCGAGGAGCAAAAGUCUGGAAAACACCAGUACAAGCUCUGCGAGGAGCGUUUGUGGGCCGAUGUGGAAGAUCUGCAAAGCAUGGAAUGUUACGAAGCUUACACUUCUCUCAGGAAAUACACAUUCAACGUUAAAACUCAUAACAUACCGUCCGAAUACUUGUCUGGUUUCUUGGCCAAGAUUCACAAUAACUAUUACAAACCUUUGGUCGAAUUUGAAAGGCCUAGCAAAGUAAUUGAGAAGGGCACAACCGAGGUGAUCCUCGAAUUCCCAAUGGGCAGCACCGACUCGUACAUUACUGUACACAAUGAUAAAUUCGAUAUUAAUAUGUUAGUACCCAAACAGUGGCACUUGUGGAACAUGAUCAUGAGGCCAGAUAACACCGAAGGAUCCAGACUGUUGAAAUCGAUGUACCGUUUGGGUAUGACCCAUAUAUGCUUAAUUGAUGAAUCUUCCCAUGAGAACGAACACGAUGAGUACGUUAAAUACGAAAUGCCGACCGAAUGGACCAUGUACAUUGGAGAUGAAGAAACUAGCUGCCAUCACGGCGUCUUCACCAAGAGGAUCGAGGGAACUGACAACAUCGCUGUAAAAGUUCUUCACAAUUCGCACGUAUUCGAAGUCUACCCCAAGGACGGACAUUAUGUCUUCAACAUCGAUGGAAAGGAGGUGUCUGACACCCAAUAUUCCUGUGAAUGGGUGUACUAUUUGUGGGCCAAGGAGAGCAACGUCGUCAACAUCAUGACCAGCCAUUACGAAUUCAACAUGUUCUACGAUGGAAGACAUUUGGAAAUUGUUAUGCCAAAAUUCAAUACCAAAUUCUACGGAAAAUGUUUCGAUAAAAGCCAUUAAUUACAUUUAAUCAAUUCACGCAAUUAUCAAUAAUAUUAAUAAUAUAUUUUUCUAAUGCAAAUUA
This is a messenger RNA of Nicrophorus vespilloides, 4491 nucleotides long. RefSeq names its product vitellogenin-5. The coding region runs from base 42 to 4427 and encodes 1461 amino acids. Gene Ontology annotation, molecular function: lipid carrier activity. The transcript has 4 exons. Gene Ontology annotation, biological process: lipid transport. The record is from RefSeq and is a predicted model, not a curated record. NCBI's taxonomy places the organism in Eukaryota, Metazoa, Arthropoda, Insecta, Coleoptera, Silphidae.